Molecule: messenger RNA, 3218 nt
Organism: Zea mays
Lineage: Eukaryota; Viridiplantae; Streptophyta; Magnoliopsida; Poales; Poaceae
Product: probable L-type lectin-domain containing receptor kinase S.5
Exons: 2
Coding region: 655-2946 (763 amino acids)
Biological process (GO): protein phosphorylation
Molecular function (GO): protein kinase activity; ATP binding; carbohydrate binding
Source: RefSeq, a predicted model, not a curated record
ACAAAACCAAACAAGAGAUGAUGUAGCUCCAACCAUUUUAACCCUCUAAUCAAAUAAGAAACUAGAUUCAACCUUACGCUGAAACCAAAUAAGAAACAGGUCCGAUCUAACCCAGAAAAAUGGUCAGCUCCAACCCGACUCACAUCGUUCGGAAACCGAUCACAUGCCGAAAUACAGCUCUGAGCGCUCCAAGCCUCCAAUCCAGCAGAAAUGGCUCGGGAGGUCCCGGCCCGGAUCAUUUCUGCCGGCCGUCUGGCUCCGGUCCCGUCCGUCUCUGCGUCUGUUCUACUUCUAGUAGCAGCACAUACGUAGCUGUCGAACCGUCCGUCCGUACGCCGCCGUCGUGUUGUCUUUUGUGUCUCGCCGAGACGGCAGUAGGUGCCCGGCAAGUUCGCGUCGUGCGCGAGCACCGCCACCAACCCAGCACCCGGUGUUGACCCGAGCCUCCUCUCCAGGCGCCAUUCAACGUCGCCGCACGGACUCUGGCUCGGUGCAAGUGCAAGUGCAAUACAAAUACCGCCAGGCAGCACCGCGGUGGAUUCCCCCUCUCCCUCUCGCCUUUUCGGCCCCCUUUUCGCCUGCGCUGCGCUUUUUCUCCAAUCUCCAACGCCCGUGUGGCCGUGCCCGUUCCGUUGCCCCUGCGCGAUCACUGUCAUGGCGGUUGCUGCAUGCGGCGGCGGCGGCGGACGUGGUCGCUCUCCUCUGUCAAGACUGUCACCUCAGCUGGGCUGCCUCCUCGUCGUCUCGCUGCUCUGCCUCCGCGCCGCCGUCGUCUGCCGCGCGCAGGUCCAGGAGCAGGGGCAGCUGCAGCCGCUGCCGGCGCUGGAGAUCGAGACCUACAACUACACGUCGUUUGACGAGGGCAACUCGCGGGAGCAGCGGGAGCUGGCGUUCAGCAGGGAUGCCCGCAUCUACCAGGGCGCCAUCCAGGUCUCCCCGGACACCGGCAACGUCGGCAGCUACCAGGACAUCAUGGUCAACAAGUCCGGCAACGUCCUCCUCCAGCGCCGCUUCACCAUGUGGCGCCGCCUCGACAGCGGCAAUGGCAAUGGAACCGGUGCCCCGCCGCGCGUGCAGGUCGUGUCGUUCAACAGCACCUUCUCCAUCAACGUGUUCCACCUCCCGGACUCGUCGCCGCGGCCCGGCGAGGGCCUCGCCUUCGUCGUCGCGCCGUCCCGCGCCGAGCCGCCGCCGGGCAGCUACGGCGGCUACCUCGGCCUGACCAACGCGACGCUGGAGGCCAGCAGCGGCGGCGGUCCGGCGAGGAGCCGCUUCGUGGCCGUCGAGUUCGACACGCUGAAGCAGGACUACGACCCCAGCGACAACCACGUGGGCCUCAACGUCGGCUCCGUCGUGUCGGUCGCGACGGCGGACCUGACGGCCUUCCGCAUCGCCACCAACAGCACCGGCCCCGCCAACUACACGGCCUGGGUCGAGUACGACGGCGCGGCGCGGCGCGUGGCGGUGUACAUGGCCGUCCGUGGCGAGCCUAAACCGGCAGCCCCGGUGCUCGACUCGCCGCUCGACCUCAGCCAGCACCUGCCCGAGCAGGCGUACAUCGGCUUCACCGCGUCCACCGGCGCCGACUUCGAGCUCAACUGCGUCCUCGACUGGGCGCUGUCGAUCGAGAUCAUCCCGGAGAGGAAGAGCCGGGCGUGGGUUGUCGCUGUCGCCGCCGCCGUGCCGGCGGCUGCCAUCGCGGCCAGCGUUGCCGCCUUCUUCCUCGCCAGGACGCUGCGGGCCAGGCGGGCCGUGGAGAAGCGGCAGGAGCGGCUGGAGCGGCGGCUCACCAACCUCCCCGGGAUGCCCAGGGUGUUCGCGUACGACAAGCUGAGGAAGGCCACCGGCAACUUCGACGAGCGGCUGCGGCUGGGGAGAGGCGGCUACGGCGUGGUCUACAAGGGCCUGCUCCCCGCCGACGACGCCCGGCCGGAGGGGACGAUGGAGGUGGCGGUCAAGCGGUUCACCCGGGACGACGGCAAGGACGUCAACGACUUCCUCCAGGAGGUCGACAUCAUCAACAGGCUGCGCCACAAAAACAUCGUCCCUCUCAUCGGCUGGUGCUUCAAUAAAGGGCAGCUGCUGCUGGUGUACGAGUACAUGCCGAACGGCAGCCUAGACCAGCACCUGUUCCGGCGGGGCGCGCACGAGCAGCGGCCCGUGCUGGACUGGGCGAGCCGGUACGCGAUCGUGCGCGACGUCGCGGCGGGGCUGCACUACGUGCACCACGAGCACACGCGCAUGGUGCUGCACCGCGACGUGAAGGCCAGCAACGUGCUGCUGGACGCGGCGUGGCGCGCGCGGCUGGGCGACUUCGGGCUGGCGCGCGUGCUGGACCAGGGCCGUGAGUCGUUCACGGACGUGCACGUGGCCGGCACCUUCGGGUUCAUCGCCCCCGAGUACUCCGUGGGCCACCGGGCGACGCGGGAGACGGACGUGUUCGCGUUCGGCGCGCUCGUGCUGGAGGCGGUCACGGGGCAGCCGGCGCUGCGGGACGGCGGCGGCGACGGCGGGGGGUGCCGGCUGCUGUCGGACUGGGUGUGGCAGAUGCACGGCCGCGGCGCGCUGCUGGGCGCCGUGGACCAGGGCCUCGGCGCCACCGGGUUCGACCACGCCGAGGCGGCCCGCCUGCUGCUGCUCGCGCUGGCGUGCUGCAGCCCCAACCCGGGCGACCGCCCCGCCAUGCCGCAGGUGCUGCAGGUCCUGUCCAAGGCCUCGCCGCCGCCCGAGGUGCCGCCGUUCAAGCCGCAGUUCGUCUGGCCGCCCGAGGGGGGAGCGCAAUUCCGGCUCAGCGACAUCGAGGGGACCACGACCGGCACCGGCGACGCCGACGCCGACGGCGCGUCCACGCGGGCCACGCGCAGCACCUCCUACGACAGCUUCCGGCCGCACAACACGGCCGACAGCAGCGACGGUUACUUCCCCGCCCUCUCAUCCGGCCGUUGACCUAAUCCAAGUGCUGCCUUUCUGUGCAUAGCAUUUUGGCCAUGAUUGCAGCUAGCUCCGAAGAACUUUCACGUGUGAAAUGUGUAUAUUAUAUCGAAUUCGUUAGGGAGUUCAGUUCGUGCAAUGGGGCAUGUGUAUAGGCGUAUAGCUGCACCAGCACUUCAGGUUUUAGGAGACCUGCAUGUUUUUUUUUUCGAUAAGUCCCCGUUUGUUUCAUUUCAUUUUGAGGAUUUGGAAUCUUAUUAUUGGAAUAGACUAUUUUUUUUAGAAUA